Molecule: messenger RNA, 1310 nt
Organism: Linum tenue
Lineage: Eukaryota; Viridiplantae; Streptophyta; Magnoliopsida; Malpighiales; Linaceae
Source: the annotation of a GenBank genome assembly
UUCCAAGUCGCAUAAUAUUUUGGACCACAAAAUCAUAUAGCGCGAACGUGCCUUCAAGUUUCAGCGUCAAACCUGGAAACCCAGAAGGAAAGCGAAGCGCGAAAUCGGAGCUCCGGCGAAAAAGUUGCUGUCUUUGACGAUACCCAAUAAACGCUGCCGCCCGACGAUGUUUUACAGAGGGUAUGGCGAUGGUUCAGAUAUGCGUGAAAUGGGUGCAAAGCGGCAGCGGGUUGUUGACCAGGGUCCUUCAUUCUUUGGGGCUACCCCAGCUGGGACGAGCUUUAUGUACAACCAACCUAUGUAUGCUUAUGCUGGCCAACCUCCACCUUUCCCUGUUGUGCGACUCCGUGGUCUGCCGUUUGAUUGCACGGACACUGAUGUGGCCGAGUUCUUCCGAGGUCUAGACAUAGUAGAUAUCCUCUUCGUCCACAAGGGCGGCAAUAAGUUCAGUGGCGAGGCGUUCUGUGUGCUUGGUUACCCUCUUCAGGUCGAUUUCGCUCUCCAAAAGAACAGGCAGAACAUGGGGAGGAGAUACGUCGAGGUGUUUAGAAGCACGAGACAGGACUACUACAAGGCAAUAGCAGGUGAAGUAUCAGAAUAUCGAGAUGUUAGUUCACCAAGGCGGAGCUAUGCACGAGCGAGAUCAUACGACGAGGGGAAGGAAUCAGCGGAGCACACAGGGAUGUUGCGGCUGAGGGGUCUGCCGUUCUCAGCAGGGAAGGAAGACAUUAUGGAGUUCUUCAAAGACUAUGGAUCAUUGUCAGAGGGAUCCAUCUACAUACUAACAAAUUCAGAAGGGAGACCCAACGGGGAGGCGUUUGUGGAGUUCGAGAGUGCAGGGGAUUCAAAGGCGGCCAUGGAGAAGGAUAGGAUGACGCUGGGGAAUCGAUACAUUGAGCUGUUUCCUUCGUCGGUGGUAGAGUUGAAAGAAGCUAUGUCCAGAGGAAGAACUGUUACUUUCUAGGGCAGCCAUGGCCUCGGUUAUGUCCACCCACACAACAUAUCAGGAAUCAGGAUGCAGAGCGUUCUUUGAGAAUGGUAUUGGGAUUUUUACCUGAAUUCUACAUUGGCUAGGCUAUCACUGGUUAAAGGCGUGGACAAUUAUUCUACAUCUCGACUAUUCUGCUCUAUCAUGUCCUGCUUCUUUCAUGCUGAUAUUCCAAGGCUCGAGUACGAAAGUGCUGGAUCUGGCUAGUUGCUGACACUGGACAAUUGGAGACCUCAAUAACCUACCUCGAACACAUUCGUAUGACUUUUAGUUUCUGAUAUGAAAUCACUACAACUUCUGUGUCUGCUUGAUCAGUUGGGAC